Messenger RNA from Plasmodium malariae, 507 nucleotides. RefSeq names its product conserved Plasmodium protein, unknown function. NCBI's taxonomy places the organism in Eukaryota, Apicomplexa, Aconoidasida, Haemosporida, Plasmodiidae. The coding region runs from base 1 to 507 and encodes 168 amino acids. The record is from RefSeq and is a predicted model, not a curated record. The transcript has 3 exons.
AUGAAUUACAGUGAAUGCUUACAUAAGUUUGUUAAUGCGCAUUCGGAUAAUUUCUUGCAAAGCUUUUAUGCAGUCGUAGAAAGUUCACAAAUAGAAUGUCUUGAGUGCCCAAUAGAGAAAACAAGCACAGAUAACUUUUUAAUAAAGAUAUAUAUUAAUAAUAUAAUACAUAACAUUAGAACGUUAUUAUUGACAUGCAUAAGCGGGUCAGUGAGUAACCUACUUCAUAAUACGGUUAUCGACGAAAAAAAAAAAUGCUUUUACGUAAAUUGUGAUAGCGACAUUGCUACGAAUACUCUUCAUAAUACUGAGGUAAAGAAUGAGAAUAAACAUUACGUUAGAGAUGAUGAACGCAAAGAAAAUAUUAACAAAACAUUCAGUGGUGACGAGUAUUUUUUAAAUAAAUGCAAAACGAUAUACUAUAUGAGAAAAAGCUUACAAAAUGCUCAUAUAAAGACAAAUGACAACAUUAACUUGAAAAACAAUAUUUUAGAUUGUUAUAUAUAA